CCUCCAGCCUCAGAGAUGGGUCCAGCAAAGCCAUUUAAUACCUAAUACAAGACGGGGCAGAUUUCCCACGGUGAAUCCCUCGACAGACGUCCCUCAGGGGCCUCCAGCACGUAGCUACGAGCCCACCACUGACUCCCUUCUCUACUUGACGGUGACGGAGUUAAUUAUCUCUGCAGCAUGUCGGUCAAUGUCAAACUCAUCCUGAUUGAAAUCCUGAAUGAGCUGAGUGGGGAACAAUUCCAAACAUUCAAAUGGCGUCUGGUGAAUGGAGUUGAUGACAAGAAAAUAAGCUAUUGCAAUUUGGAAUUAGCCAACCGGGAAAAGACCAUCGACGAGAUACUGAGCCACUUCGGAAGCUCUGAUGCCCUGGAAAAGGCCAGGGAGAUCCUGGAUGCCGUACCUAGGAAAGAUCUCGCUGGCAAGCUCAUGAAGAAAGUCAAAGACACACUGCGUGAAAUCCUGGAAGAGCUGAGUGAGGAAAACUUCAAUAAAUUCAAAUCGUGUCUGGUGAAUGGAGAUGAUGACAAGAAAAUAAACCGUCUGUCUUUGGAAGGAGCCAACCGGGAAAAGACCAUGGAGAUGGUGGAUCACUUCGGAAGCUUUGAUGCCCUGGAAACAGCCGAGAAGGUCCUGGAAGAUAUGAAGGUCGCUGGCAAGCUCAUGACGAAAGUGCCAGUAGCAAAACAAGCUCAGGAGAGGAAAAAGGAGACGCUAAAGGAGCCCACAGAGGAGACGCUAAAGGAACCCACAGAGGAGACGCUAAAGGAGACCACAGAGAUGGAGUGCAUGGUGACCGCUCUGCUCAGGUCUGAGGCCCUUGCUCGGGAACGCCAUAUGCCACAUGCUUCGAAAACUGCAGUCGAGGCGUCUCCACUGAGAAUGACCAAUAACUUCUCAAAAGUGAAGGGCGCUUUUGUCCGACAGCUCCUUACUACUAACCUCGAGAUACUGCGAAAAGAUCAAUUUGAAAACUUCAGAGAUGUGCUGUGCGAGACACCCGUGAAGGACCUUGUCCGUGCAGGAGAUGAAUUUCUUGACGAACCCAACACAUUCCAGAGGGACGCCAGCCUAGAAACCCUUGUCGAGGAUUUGAUAGGCAAAUUUGGCCGGACUUACGCACUGACGGCAGCUGCGACAGUGAUGGAAAAAAUAGGGAGAAGGGACCUUGCUAAAGAACUCCAGGGAGAAGAAGAAGCCCUGCACGUGACCGAAUAUCUGAGAAGAAAACCAAAAGGUGAAGUAGACCCAGAGGACAGGUUCCUUUUGUGGAUUUCUCUAAGAUUUUCCCUUCACUUCAUCCUGCCCACGGCUUUCUUCGAAGGCAUCCCGGCGUUGGAAAGACACAGCAGCAAGGGCUGAUCCGAGCCCUUUAGCGAAUUAGAUAAAACAGUGAUUGCUUCUGUGAUGUUGCACUCUACCUGAUUUUAUGAAAAUGUGCUAAUGAGGGCGAAUCUAUUGUAACUGGAACAUGCUUCAUGCAAAAGGUCUCUUGUAAGGUAUCAUUACAAAGCUUAUAAUGUCCUGAGUGGGGUCAGCCUAUUUGUAUGCAUGUAUCACUCGUGUAUUUGAAACUAGAAAUAUGAAAUAUAACGCUGAGGGGCUAUUGUAAUUAUGCAAACUGGGGGCCAUUAAUGGUGGUUUGGAAUCUUGAUGGCUCCCACUAACCAGGCCAACUGACUGUGGACGGCUCUGUUUGCUUGCAGGCCUUCCUGUGAGUCAGGCUGGGAGGGAUCAUGGCUUGGGGUCUUACAGGACAUGUGAUCAUGUCAACUGAACUGGAAUCCAUCUUUAACCUGGUGCUUUUCCAAUGUGGGGGGGGACCCAGAGAGAGACAAAGGAUUCCUGCCUUGUGCAAAAGGUAUAUAAGUGGGUGGAACAGAACAGAGGAGUCUGCAGUCAUGAGAAAUUCCCUAGCUACCGUCUGAGCUGGAACACGGGCUGUACCGGGGAGAGGAUUGAGCCCAGACUAGGAAGGCGUCCAGGCUGUGAUAGAAGCUUAUUGAAACAUCUGAGGGUGAAGUUUUAGCUGUAUUCAGUUUUCUUACUGUAUUAGCUUUAGACUUGCAUGUUUUAUUUUAUUUUGCUUCAUAAUUCACUUUGUUCUGUCUGCUAGUACUUGGAACCAUCUAAAUCCUACUUUCUGUAUUUAAUAAAAUCACUUUUUACUUA
This is a messenger RNA of Gopherus flavomarginatus (Mexican gopher tortoise), 2169 nucleotides long. RefSeq lists its product as uncharacterized. NCBI's taxonomy places the organism in Eukaryota, Metazoa, Chordata, Testudines, Testudinidae. Gene Ontology annotation, cellular component: cytoplasm. The record is from RefSeq and is a predicted model, not a curated record. The coding region runs from base 178 to 1359 and encodes 393 amino acids. The transcript has 7 exons.